AUGCCAGACUUGAUGCUUGUGGGACAAAUAUCUCAAGCAUUGAACUACAUUUGUUUCAAGCAGAGAACUAUAUGGUCCAAGAUCAGCAGACUUUUUGUGGGCAGAAUAGAGGAUCGCUCGGGGAUGUCCAUACUCAUCAAGAAUGGCACUGUGGUGAAUGAUGAUUCAAUGUUCCCUGCAGACGUACUAAUUACUGACGGGAAAAUUGCCGGAGUCGGAUCAUCGAUAGCCACCUCUGGUGAAAAUGUCCAAGUCAUCGACGCAACUGGCAGAUAUGUAAUGCCUGGCGGGAUUGAUCCACACACGCAUCUACAGAUGCCAUUCAUGGGUGCAACUGCUGCCGAUGAUUUCGUGUCCGGCACACAAGCGGCAGUAGCCGGUGGAACCACUAUGGUAAUCGAUUUCGUCAUUCCGAAUAAGGAAAUGGGAGUGCUGGCUGCCUACAAACAAUGGAGAGAAUGGGCUGAUCCAAAGGUAUGCUGCGACUAUGGUCUGUCGAUGGCCAUCACAUUUUGGAACGAGACUGUGGCGAAAGAGAUGGAAGAAGUAGUAAAACCUGAAUACGGUGUUAACUCCUUCAAAUUCUUCCUGGCCUAUAAGGACUACUUCAUGGUUGAAGAUGGCGAAUUUUACCAAGGAAUGCUAACCUGCUCAAGGAUCGGAGCAGUAGCACGAGUUCACGCAGAGAACGGUUCUGUCAUCAAAGAGCGAUGCAAAGCAUUGCUAGAGCAAGGUGUGACUGGACCAGAAGGUCAUCCACAAAGUCGUCCAGAAGAGCUGGAAGCUGAGGCCACAAACAGAGCGUGCAUGAUGGCCACACAAGCAAAUUGCCCUGUCUACAUUGUGCACUGCAUGACCAAAGGUGCAGCAAAAGCUAUUGCAGACCAUCGACAAAGAGGCUAUGUUGUAUUCGGAGAACCGAUAGCUGCUGGACUGGCCCUUGACGGCUCCCAUUACUACAACCCGGACUGGGAACAUGCAGCGCGGUAUGUGAUGUCCCCACCGCUCAGUCGCGAUCCCACCACUCCUGAUUUCCUUAUGGACAUGCUGGCUGCGGGAGAGCUUCAACUCAUAGGCACAGAUAACUGCACAUUCACCACUGCACAAAAAGCAAUGGGCCUAAAUGAUUUCACAAAAAUCCCCAACGGUGUGAACGGAAUUGAAGACAGAAUGGGAAUUGCAUGGGAGCGAGGAGUUUAUAGAGCAAAGAUUGAUCCAAUGAAAUUUGUAUCGAUUACAAGCUCGAUGGCAGCCAAGAUCUUCAACAUUUAUCCCAAAAAGGGCAGGAUUGCUAUUGGAUCCGAUGCAGAUGUGGUCAUUUGGAAUCCCAAUGCCAGCAGAGUUAUCUCGAAGUCAACUCACCACCAUGCUAUUGAUUACAACGUUUACGAGGGACAAGUGAUACACGGUUUGGCUGAAACGACCAUUUCGCGUGGAAAGAUUGUAUGGACAAAAAAUCAACUGCAAACUACACCUGGUUCCGGUAAAUUCAUCCCGCUUCUUCCAUUUUCGCCGAUCGCCUACGCCUCUCAUGAACAAAGAGCUCAGAUGAUGAAGCCUAAAAUAGUGAAACGAGAAAAAAGGUCAUCCGCAGGUGGACACGGUGGAAACGGAGCGCGAGAAUGAAACAAUAGAUAGACUAGUAAUUCGAAAGCACAAUAGAUUAAUAUGAAGAGCCUUCUAGUAUUCGCCUAGAGUAUGAUAUCACAGCUUGAAUUUGCUCUUUCGCAAAUGUUAACGGGCGAUUUCAAAUAAUAAACGACU
Messenger RNA from Cylicocyclus nassatus, 1764 nucleotides. The record is from the annotation of a GenBank genome assembly. Lineage: Eukaryota; Metazoa; Nematoda; Chromadorea; Rhabditida; Strongylidae.